AUGGUGAAAUCUUGUGCAUUUCGGGGCGUCAAGGGCUCGCACCACAGCCUUGAAGGAUUAGGCAGGUCCCUGACUUCUUUUGAAGAAUAUGACCAGGCUCCAGGCACCGGUACCUCGAACGUGGCGGAUCCGCCCUCCAACAUCAAACAGAAACUAUUCCUUCCCAACAACAUGGACAGACAACGCAAGUGGGCUGAGAUCUUGGAGGACUAUGAUGUCGGCUGCUCCGUGCUGCCUCCUCUGCGCCGGCCGUGGGCUCAGCCAACACGGCCGGCCGAGGAGCGCAGCCACCUCCAGCCCUGGCGCUGCGCUCUUUCCUAUCCCGACUCCCUUGCCCCUGGCUCCCCGUGCAACCUGACUCCGAGCCCCGACUUCAGCACAGACCCCGAUGACGACACGGGCUCUACUUUCUGUAAGCCGCUAAUGAAAAUAACACGGGGCGGUGGAUACACGUGCUUCCAUGGGCGGAAGACAUUUUCACGGCCAUCACGUCUUAAAAUACACAAGAGGACACACACUGGCGAGAAGCCGUUCCUGUGCUCUGUGUGUGGGAAGACAUUUGCUCAGUCAUCACAUCUUCAUAUUCAUCAAAGAAAACACACGGGCGAAAAGCCAUUCCUGUGCCCUGUGUGUGGGAAGAAAUUUGCAAACUCAUCACAUCUUCAGAGUCAUCAGAGAACACACACGGGCCAGAAGCCAUUCCUGUGCCCUGUGUGUGGGAAGAAAUUUGCAAACUCAUCAAAUCUUCAGAGUCAUCAGAGAACACACACGGGCGAGAAGCCAUUCCUGUGCCCUGUGUGUGGGAAGACAUUUGCACAGUCAUCACAUCUUCAGAGUCAUCAGAGAACACACACGGGCGAGAAGCCAUUCCUGUGCCCUGUGUGUGGGAAGAAAUUUGCAAACUCAUCACAUCUUCAGAAUCAUCAGAGAACACACACGGGCGAGAAGCCAUUCCUGUGCCCUGUGUGUGGUAAGAAAUUUGCAAGGUCAUCACAUCUUCAGAGUCAUCAGAAAACACACACGGGCGACAAGCCAUUCCUGUGCCCUGUGUGUGGGAAGACAUUUGCACAGUCAUCACAUCUUCAGAGUCAUCAGAGAACACACACGGGCGAGAAGCCAUUCCUGUGCCCUGUGUGUGGGGAGGCAUUUGCACGGUCAUCAACCAUGAGCAGGCAUCAGCAGAGACGCUCUCCACACCCCCACGCACACGGAGACAAGAAGCCAUUCAAUUGCUCUGUGUGUGGGAAGUCAUUUUCAUGGCCAUCAGAUCUUCAGAGACACCAGAGAACACACACGGGCAAGAAGCCGUUCCUGUGCCCUGUGUGUGGGAAGGCAUUUGCACAAUCGUCAACUCUUCAAACUCAUCAGAGAACGCACACGGGCGAGAAGCCAUUCCUGUGCCCUGUGUGUGGGAAGGCAUUUGCACGGUCAUCAACUCUUCAAACUCAUCAGAGAACGCACACGGGCGAGAAGCCAUUCCUGUGCCCUGUGUGUGGGAAGGCAUUUGCACAAUCAUCAACUCUUCAAAACCAUCAGAGAACACACACGGGCGAGAAGCCAUUCCUGUGCCCUGUGUGUGGGAAGGCAUUUUCACAGUCGUCAAAUCUUAGCACGCAUCAGAAGGUCCUCUUCUUUUACUCGCCUGGUUGGUGCCGCGGGACGCAGCGUCUCAUCCGACUGGCGUUGCAGCAGCUGGGUGAUGGCAUCCGUGAGUUUGUCAACUUUCUCUUCAAGUUGAGGCCGUCUCCCUCGUGGUCUCCUGCCUCUGGGCGUGAUCCACAGCCACACGCACACGGAGACAAGAAGCCAUUCAAUUGCUCUGUGUGUGGGAAGUCCUUUUCAUGGCCAUCAGAUCUUCAGAGACACCAGAGAACACACACGGGCGAGAAGCCAUUCCUGUGCCCUGUGUGCGGGAAGACAUUUGCACAAUCGACAACUCUUCAAACUCAUCAGAGAACGCACACGGGCGAGAAGCCAUUCCUGUGCCCUGUGUGUGGGAAGACAUUUGCAGACUCAUCAACUCUUCAAACUCAUCAGAGAACACACACGGGCGAGAAGCCAUUCCUGUGCCCUGUGUGUGGGAAGGCAUUUGCACACUCAUCAACUCUUAAAGAUCAUAAGAGAACACACACGGGCGAGAAGCCAUUCCUGUGCUCUGUGUGUGGGAAGAAA
This is a messenger RNA of Lethenteron reissneri (Far Eastern brook lamprey), 2172 nucleotides long. Its product is annotated as oocyte zinc finger protein XlCOF6-like. Gene Ontology annotation, molecular function: DNA-binding transcription factor activity, RNA polymerase II-specific. The record is from RefSeq and is a predicted model, not a curated record. Gene Ontology annotation, cellular component: nucleus. Gene Ontology annotation, biological process: regulation of transcription by RNA polymerase II. Lineage: Eukaryota; Metazoa; Chordata; Hyperoartia; Petromyzontiformes; Petromyzontidae.